Molecule: messenger RNA, 2087 nt
Organism: Syngnathoides biaculeatus (alligator pipefish)
Lineage: Eukaryota; Metazoa; Chordata; Actinopteri; Syngnathiformes; Syngnathidae
Exons: 2
Coding region: 321-1109 (262 amino acids)
Cellular component (GO): nucleosome
Molecular function (GO): protein heterodimerization activity; structural constituent of chromatin; DNA binding
Source: RefSeq, a predicted model, not a curated record
AUAAUUUAUUAGGCAUACUUUGACGCGGGAUGCCCUUCCUGACGCGCCCUCGCUGCAAUCGCGUUUUUUGGCCAGCAGGAGGAGAUGUGUAAACAAUGAAGCGUGGGAAAAAAAAAACUUUUUGUGAACAAAGCGUUAAGAACGCUUCAAACCUUCAUCAAGCUUCAUCUGCCAUCACUACUUAAUCUUCAUUACAUCUUUUAGUAUAAUGCUUGUCUAUAAAUUUCAGUAAACGUGGAUGAGAAGCCUGCCUGAGAAGCGGAGAGACAAAAGUUGUUAAUGAUUGGUUGAAUUCAAAUUGAUGUCAUCCAAUCAAAUUUAUGAAAUACUUAGUUUUUCGGAGUGGACCAAUCAGCGCCGGCGUGUCGAGAGCAGUUCGCUUUAAAAGCCGCCCACGGCCUCGAAAGAAAGUUGUUCAACAUUGUGACGGAGGGAUGGCGAGAACUAAGCAAACAGCCCGCAAGUCCACCGGCGGGAAAGCCCCCAGGAAGCAGCUGGCGACCAAAGCUGCCCGCAAGAGCGCACCCGCUACCGGCGGUGUCAAGAAACCUCACCGCUACAGGCCCGGCACCGUGGCGCUCCGUGAGAUCCGCCGCUACCAAAAGUCGACUGAGCUGCUCAUUCGCAAGCUCCCCUUCCAGCGCUUGGUCCGGGAGAUCGCUCAAGAUUUCAAGACUGAUCUGCGCUUCCAGAGUUCCGCGGUCAUGGCGCUCCAGGAGGCCAGUGAGGCCUACCUCGUCGGUUUGUUUGAGGACACCAACUUUCAUUCAUUUGCUACUCUUCGCACUGGUAUCACGAUGUCUGGUAGAGGAAAAGGUGGGAAGGGACUCGGUAAAGGAGGCGCCAAGCGCCACCGCAAAGUCCUCCGCGACAACAUCCAGGGUAUCACCAAGCCCGCUAUCCGCCGUCUGGCUCGCCGCGGCGGGGUCAAGCGGAUCUCCGGCCUCAUUUACGAGGAGACUCGCGGCGUGCUCAAGGUCUUCCUGGAGAACGUAAUCCGCGACGCCGUCACCUACACGGAGCACGCCAAGAGGAAGACCGUGACCGCCAUGGAUGUGGUGUACGCUCUCAAGCGCCAAGGACGCACUCUCUACGGCUUCGGAGGUUAAGUUCUCCACGUCGUCCGUUGAACAACCAAAGGCCCUUUUAAGGGCCGCUCACUUAUCUCUCACUGAGAGCUUUCAUUCCGCAGUAGAUUUAAUGGGACUGUUGGAGCCGAAACGUUACAUGUAUAUUUUUUUGGGGGAAAAAAAACCUACUAGUAGUCCUGAUUUGUAGAAAUUUGACGUAAUUUUAAAAUAAUUGGGCCAAUACUGAGAAUCAUUUGUGUGACGAGUGAGCUGAAGCGCUGUUGCUUUUUUCCACGCUUCAGUUGUUCCACUCAUUGGACUUCCCCUAACCCGCCUUUUAGUAGAAAGCCAGCACACAUCUUCAGCAAUGCCGCUCGAUUAUUCUCAACAGGCGAAUGAUUUGAAAUGUUUACAGAGUAGUAACAUGCGCGAAUGACUUGCACAAAAGAAACUUUUAAUGAAGAAACUGUUCUUUUAGCUUGACCGCCGCCGUGUGCCGAGCGGGACGGCUGGGAGCGGAAACGGAGCUGUUGAAGCUUUCUGGCACUCGUUUUUUUUUUUUUUUUGGAUAAUUCGGCGAAAGACCAACCAAUGAGCAGACAGCAUGCGGGCGGGGCAGGACUUAAUUUCGUGACACGACACCGAUGUCAUCGGCGAAUGACCAAUGAACAGCCGGCGUCGGGCCGUGAACAAUGAUUUGAUCCGGAGCAGGUGUACUCAGCGAUUACGUUGUUUUUUUUUUUUGCGUUUGCUAUUAGCUGUAAGGGUCACUGGGUAAUUUUAAGUGAGUCAUGUAAAUUAUUUAUGAAUCUAUAUAAUCCUCUGUGUCUCUCUGAUUUAAGACCCUUUUCAUAAUAAGGAAGCACUUUAUUACGAUAAAGGGUUAGGGUUUUGUUAGUUUUUUUGCUCUUUGUAAAAGGAAAUCUACCUUUUUAAUAAUUUCAUUUGUAAAAUUAAGUGAAGCAAGAUGAGGCACCUUUUCCUCUAACAAGCUUGCGGACCUGAGAGAGGACAGUU